This is a messenger RNA of Aspergillus fijiensis CBS 313.89, 571 nucleotides long. RefSeq lists its product as uncharacterized. NCBI's taxonomy places the organism in Eukaryota, Fungi, Ascomycota, Eurotiomycetes, Eurotiales, Aspergillaceae. The record is from RefSeq and is a predicted model, not a curated record. The transcript is spliced from 2 exons. The coding region runs from base 19 to 198 and encodes 59 amino acids.
AUCACUGUUGCUCAAACAAUGUCCCCAAGUCACUUCGAUCAGCCGGGGAAGUUUGAGUCCGUACCUCUCCCGACAGAGAGGCCCGAAGUCGAUAAUGAUGGCUUCUUUCCUCCAAGUUGGCUGGGGCAGAAGCCUCCUGUCCAAGGCCGAAGUCGUCCGUCGACCGCAGAAACCGAAACGACAGCGCGAUCCCACUAGACGCUGGAUUGGGUUCAUGAGGGCUUACAACCUGCCCCUCUCUCUCUCUCUCUCUCUAUUCUACCGAAGCAGAUCUGGUUGGACGUAACAAUGGCGCUCUUUGGAGUUUCACUGCAUUUGUUUUUUCUGGCUGGACAAUUUUCUGCUGGUGCUUUACUGAGGCCAUCGAGUUGUCAAAUUUACCAUGAUUCACCUCCUCUCCGGCCUUGAUAAAUGAGAUGUUCUCUGCAAGUAGCACGGUUAGAAUGAGCCUUGAAGACCGUACUACUCCGUACAGUAUGUACAUACAGCACAUUGUCGUCAUGUGAUCGCAGCAAAUGGGCGCCUCGGGCAGUGACGUUAUGUCCUGACCGUAUGUCUUGGUUCUGUAAUC